Molecule: messenger RNA, 1609 nt
Organism: Coregonus clupeaformis (lake whitefish)
Lineage: Eukaryota; Metazoa; Chordata; Actinopteri; Salmoniformes; Salmonidae
Product: protein transport protein Sec16A-like
Exons: 4
Coding region: 249-764 (171 amino acids)
Source: RefSeq, a predicted model, not a curated record
CCCUCACGUAAUAUGCCGGGAUUUGUUGAUUUUGAAACAACAACAAAAAUGUGAUCGCAGCAUCCUUGAGGAACCUUCCAGUAAUCCCUGUGACUGCUUGGAGGUUAAGAUUGGGUUGUAACAGAGUAUCAGAGCAAGACGUUCCUACCUGUCAGCUAGUGAUUGUUCUGUAUGGUGACAUGAGCAGAGUCGCCUGACUUCUCCCACUUAUUACAGAUGUCCGGCUUAGAUAUGUUGAGCAUCCUGCUAUGAUGUCCAUCACCAAGCCAGAACACUCCGAGGCCAACCCUCAGUGCCAGACUGGCAGCCGGCCGGUGGCUGAGCCCGAGACCCCUGCUGUUCACAAGAACAGUGGAAGCUGGCUCAGCUGGGUCUUUGGGAGUGGAAAAGUUAAUAAGAAGGAGGUUCAUCUACCUGAGGACAAAGACAGAUCUAUUGUCUGGGAUCCAACUCUGCACAGAUGGGUUGACAAAACUGAGCCCAAGGCUGAGAACAAGCUUGUACCACCAACUCCACCGAUGGGGAUGUAUGGAUUUCAGGGGAACCCUGGCAGUGUCCCCAAAGGAGUGAAUCCUUACUCCAUGAAAGCAGCAGGUCUAUGGGGCAGCAGAUACCCUACAAUGCAUUACACUGAUGGGACCAACUCAAAGCCUCCAAGCCAGGGGCCUGGACCACUUCCUCGACAGCUCUCUGGCCUGCUCCCUCCCUCACACUUUGACCUCAUGGCACCAAUGAUUGUGCCACCUGACACUCUACCCUACUGACGUAUGAAUCUGGAAAAUCCUUCCAAAAUGUAUCCAUUCAUCAUUAACUGAGCUUUUACUUUAACAUAGCAAAAGGCUGAAGUAGCACGGAUGUUAACUAUUUUUCUUUUUGUCCAACAGGCCAACAGGCCCUUUUCCAAGAGUGAAUUUGCCCAUAUCCAUAAAUUGAUUUUUUCAGCAUAAAAAAACGUCGGCAUUGAACAUUUAUUAAAAUAUCAUCUUUUAAUUAUAUCUCUCCUUCGGGUCGUCAUGUUCAAUUUAAUUUACCAUGCUCAUUGCUUGUGCAUUGCUUUACGUUACAUACUGUACAGACAAGUAUAUUUGACACACAACAAACCCAUCUAAUGACACUGGUUUUAUUGUCUCAUUGGUUGAUUGAGCAUCUGCAUGACUGGAAACAAUAUUAUUCUUUCAUUCAGAGGGCACAUGGUUGGUGGUUGUAGACACAGGUUAACUCAGUUGAUUUUAAUUGCUGAAAGGCCAAGGCGAGUGAGCACAAUUGAGAGAUGGUCCGUGCAAUUCAGGUUCCUUGGGACGUCCUUACCCCAUUGAAGUUGAAAUGUAAAAUGGUUAGGGUUAGGUAAGGGUUAAGGUUAGGGUUUAGAGUAAGGACGUCCCAAGGAUUCCGAAUAGCACUGAGCAUUGAAAGAUGACUGUGAGAAUUUGGCUCUCCAGUCUGUCACAGCACAAGCAUUGGUGUAUAUGGCCAUUUGUUUUUAUUCAUUUUUCAAUUUUAUAACACACAGCAGGUCAAUACAAACACUGCAGUAAAUUAAUGUGAGAUGCAUAAAUUACAGUGAGUCUGAUUCCCAGAAAAUGCAUCCAAAGAGAUUUUAGAGAACAUU